AUGGCCGAGGACCGGCAGGUGAAAGUGAAACUCACCAUGCUGAUGCUACUGCUAGCAUUGUGUCUGCUGUCUCAUGGUGUAGGGAAUGUCUGUUGCUCCACCGUCCCUGAGAAUAGCACGGACAUGCUCGCCCUGAUUGAUUUCAAGGCAGUCACCACAGAUCCUUUAGGAUCCUUGAGCUCGUGGAACACUAGCAUCCACUACUGCAACUGGAGUGGUGUCACAUGUAACCAGAAGAACCACGGGCGAGUAACGGCACUCAAACUUUACAACCAAGGCCUGUCAGGCCCGAUUUCCCCAUCUGUUGGAAACCUAACAUUCCUUCAUACACUAGACCUGUCUACCAAUCAGUUCUCUGGCCAAAUACCACAUUUCAACAAUCUCCAGAAGAUGCAAAUCCUUAAUCUGAGCUACAACUCAUUGGAUGGGGUUAUUCCAGACACGCUCACAAAUUGUUCCAACCUCAAGGAGUUGCAUCUCUACCAUAACUUACUCAAUGGUGAAAUUCCUCGGGAAAUAGGUCUCCUUGAGAAACUGGUCUUUUUUGCCCUUAAUAACAAUAAUCUUACUGGGACCAUCCCGCCAACCCUUGGUAACAUCACCCAUAUAGAAGAGUUUUAUCUUCAAGAAAAUCAACUUGAAGGAACAAUUCCAGGUGAACUUGGCCACUUUUCAAAUAUUUCGAUGCUGGCCCUUGGGGGAAAUAACCUAUCAGGUACUAUCCCUGCAAGCCUAUUUAAUUUGUCCUUACUUCAAGAAAUAGAUUUGGGUACAAAUCAACUAAGAGGGAGCCUACCAAGCAAUAUGGGUGAUCGUCUCUCCAAUUUAGAAAUGCUAUACUUGGGCCAGAAUUGGCUGGAAGGUCACAUACCAGAUUCCUUAGGUAAUGCUUCAAUGCUACAACACAUAGUUCUACAGACUAACAACUUCACUGGUCCGAUCCCUAGCUCCUUCGGGAAGCUUUCAAGUUUAAUUAGACUAGACCUUGGUUUGAACAUGCUUGAAGCAAAAGAUAGUGAAAUCUGGGAAUUCUUACAUGCGCUAGAAAACUGCAGUGCUCUACAAGUGCUAGCAGUAUCAAACAAUCAGAUGCAGGGGGUCAUACCAAAUUCAGUCGGUAACUUAUCAUCUACUCUUCAGUACUUAAUUUUAGGUGGAAACAAGCUGUCAGGUACAAUCCCACCAAAUAUAGGAAAACUCUCUGGGUUGGUUAAAUUAACACUAGAUGAAAGCAGUCUCACUGGUAGCAUUGAUGGAUGGCUUGGAGACCUGAAAAACCUGCAGUAUUUGAAUCUUAGAAAAAACAACUUAAGCGGACCCAUUCCACCCGUCAUUGACAAUCUUAAAGGUUUGCUGGAGCUUUAUUUAGACAAUAACAAGUUUGACGGCCCCAUACCUCAGAACUUAGGAAAUCUUCAAACACUUCUAAAGUUAGACUUAAGUUACAAUAAUCUUCAAGGCAACAUUCCUCCAGAGGUUGGUAACCUUAAGCAACUCUUCAACAUACAUCUCUCAGCAAAUAUGCUUAGUGGAGAAAUUCCUGAUAGUUUCGGCCAAUGUCUAGCCUUAGCUGACAUCCAGAUGGACCAAAACAUGCUGACAGGGAGCAUUCCAGCAUAUCUUGGUAACUUCACCAGUUUGAGCGUGCUGAAUCUUUCACAUAACAGUUUAUCAGGCACCAUCCCAACAAAUCUAGGUGAUUUAUCAUUGCUUGACGAACUGGAUCUUUCGUACAAUCAUCUCCAUGGGCAAAUACCAACAAAUGGGGUUUUCAAAAAUGCCACUGCCAUUUCACUUGAAGAAAAUCAGGGCCUGUGUGGUGGAGUAGGCGAUCUUCGUCUGCCCCCCUGCCCAACAGGUUCUCAGAAAAACAGCAGCAAAUAUUACUUGAUUAAAAUAUUGAUCCCGGUGUUUGGCUUCAUGUCGCUGUUAGUGCUGAUAUGCUUUUUACUCCUUAAAAAGAAGUCGCCAAGAAGAAAAAAUUUAGAAUCGACCUCUUUAGGUGGCUACGAUUUCCUCAAAGUUUCUUACAAUGAUCUGGCACAAGCCACGAAUAGUUUUUCAGAAUCCAACCUUGUUGGGAAAGGAAUCUAUGGUACAGUGUAUAGAGGGACCAUAAAGAAAUCAAAAUUUCAAGUGGCAGUGAAGGUUUUCAACCUCGAGAUGCGAGGUGCGGGGAGAAGCUUCAUGGCAGAAUGUGAAGCAUUGGGAAGCAUUCGACAUCGAAAUCUUCUUCCCAUCAUAACUGCAUGCUCGACAGUGGACAAUGCUUUUAAAGCUUUAGUUUACGAAUUCAUGCCUAACGGCAACCUAGACUCGUGGAUACACCAGAAAGGGGAUGGAAAAGCUGCAAAGCGUCUAGGCCUAACACAAACAAUAAGCAUAGCGGCUAACAUUGCUGAUGCACUGGACUAUUUACACCACGAUUGCGGAAGGCCCACUGUUCAUUGCGAUUUGAAGCCCAGCAACGUUCUUUUGGAUGAAGACAUGAAUGCGCUUUUGGGAGACUUCGGCAUCGCAAGGUUUUAUGCUGAUUCUCGCUUGACACCACCAGGUUCAAUUAGUUCCAUCGGUGUGAAGGGGACCAUAGGCUACAUUGCUCCAGAGUAUGCUCAAGGUGGUCAUCCAUCAAUUUCCGGAGAUUCUUACAGUUUCGGGAUAGUACUUCUAGAGAUGAUGACAGGCAAAAGACCAACAGAUCCUAUGUUCAUGGACGGACUCAACCUUGUCAACUUUGUGGAGCGCAAUUUUCCACAUCAAAUCUAUAACGUCAUUGAUCCUCAACUCCAAGAAGAGUGCCAGGACCUAGCACAGAAUAAGAUGGUACCAGAAAAUGUAGUACACCAAUGCUUGGCGUCAUUGCUGCAAGUUGCACUUUGCUGUGCACAUUCAUUACCAAGCGAACGAGGGAAUAUGAAAGAAACAGCUAGCAACAUUCAUGAAAUCAAGACGUCACAUCUUGGAUGGAAAUUGAAGAAAUAA
Miscanthus lutarioriparius is the source of this 2982-nucleotide messenger RNA. The record is from the annotation of a GenBank genome assembly. NCBI's taxonomy places the organism in Eukaryota, Viridiplantae, Streptophyta, Magnoliopsida, Poales, Poaceae.